Molecule: messenger RNA, 4685 nt
Organism: Aethina tumida (small hive beetle)
Lineage: Eukaryota; Metazoa; Arthropoda; Insecta; Coleoptera; Nitidulidae
Product: protein AF-10-like
Exons: 15
Coding region: 296-3388 (1030 amino acids)
Biological process (GO): regulation of transcription by RNA polymerase II
Cellular component (GO): nucleus
Molecular function (GO): histone binding; nucleosome binding
Source: RefSeq, a predicted model, not a curated record
GGCAACAAUCAAACGAACGAAAAUCUAAAAACAUGGGCCGAACAAAAUUCAAAACACGCGACGCCGUCGGUGCGCGUGCGCCGGAAUCGGUGCGAGGUAAAGCAAAAUAAUUACAAAAAACAAAAUGGUUCCCUUGUAGGUUCAAUGUGUUUAUAAUGCAUUUUUAUGCAAAAGGACUGUUUUCCACAUAGGGCGACCACCGAACACCAACAGCGAUGAAUCUGGAUUUGUCUCGUUGGAAAUGCGGGGUGGGAUUGUCGAAUCGCUAGUUUAGCACAUUUGGCCUUUUUGCAUUAUGAGGGAAAUGGUAGGAGGUUGUUGUGUUUGUUCUGACGAUAGAGGAUGGUCUGAAAACCCACUUGUUUAUUGCGAUGGACAGUCUUGUAAUGUAGCAGUGCAUCAAGCUUGUUAUGGAAUUGUGACUGUUCCCACUGGACCUUGGUACUGCCGCAAGUGCGAGAGUCAAGAGCGAUCGGUGAAAGUGAAGUGCGAAUUGUGUCCGAGUAAAUAUGGAGCGCUCAAACGGACGGAUAACUCGGGAUGGGCCCACGUGGUUUGCGCACUCUACAUACCAGAGGUACGAUUCGGGAAUGUUACCACGAUGGAACCGAUCCAGUUGCAACUGAUCCCUCAGGAGAGGUUUAAUAAAAGUUGUUACAUUUGUGAGGAGAAAGGGAAGCCGUCGAACGCCGCCGUUGGGGCGUGUAUGCAAUGCAACAAGGCCGGUUGUAAGCAACAGUUUCACGUCACCUGUGCCCAGGGUUUGGGCCUGCUUUGCGAGGAGGCCGGCAAUUAUUUGGACAACGUCAAGUACUGCGGCUAUUGCCAGCACCACUACAGCAAGCUGAAAAAAGGAGGCAACGUGAAGACGAUACCGCCUUACAAGCCGGUGUCGGCCGAGAACCACAACUCGGACUCUAACUCGGAGAAAGAGACCGAUUCGACGCAGCAGCCGCAACAGCAACCGUCUAAGUCGUCGUCGACUUCGUCGACUACGAACGCCUCGCCACCCGUGAGCAAGCGCAGCAAGAGCACGAGUGGCAAAAGUUCCUCCAGCAAUAAGUCGACGAGUUCAAGCACGAAACCGACGUCCUCGUCCUCGUCUUCGUCGUCCUCGUCGCAACAAAAAACCGUCCACAACAGUGGCAAAAGCUCGUCAGACAAGUCGAACAAAAUCAGUUCGAGUCCACGAGGGGCCAAAUCUGAGGAGGGCGAUACCGUCGAGAAGCAACGGUCCGAAGACGGUGAGAGGGAGUCAAGCGGCAAGUACUCGAAGAAGAGGAAGACGAAUUCGCGGACGCCGACCCCGGUCAGCGUGUCGCCGUCAGUCGCCACCGAAUCAGUGACGACGUCCUCGUCGCCUGUCACGUCGGGCGACAAGCGAAGCACGCCCCCUGUCGUCGAAGGAGACAAAGCCAAGAAGCUUAAAAUCGACACGACGCAGUCGAUUAUAAUUAGCCAGCCGGUGGUAGCGCUCACCUCGAUCUCAACUCUGAAACCGCCCGCCUCUCUGGCAGGCGGCGUUUCAACCACGCAACCGUCAUCGGCAGCAGCCAUCGCCCCCGCUUCCGAAUCGAUGAUAUCGGCGCUACCGACGCAGCAGCCCAGCGUAGUGGUCCAGCAGUCGGCGGCGACGACGACGACGACGGCGCAGGCCGCCACGCCGACGUCCCAACCCCCGCAGCCUUCGGCACCUUCGGUACCUCCGCCUGUUGUUAAUUCGUUGGUCGUGUCGGUACCCUUGGCCAGCACCAGCCUUAGUCCCCAUCAUCCGCUGAUCUCGAACCAGACCAGCGUGUUGACGGCUGUACAGACCGUGCAGCAGCAACAGCUGCAACAACAGCUACAACUGCAUGAAAGAAAAUCUUCGCCCUCAACUGGGAGUAGCAUGACAGGUGGUAACAGUAACCCCCCGACAGCCAACAUGUUGGCCACCGCCGAGAUGACCAACACGGGCAACAUAAAAAUCACCUUCGAAAAACAGCCCCAGCAGCAGCAACAGGACGUCGUGAACAACACGGAAGUCGACAUGGAGCUGGAGGUGCCGCCCACGCCGCCCGAAGAACCGACGAAACGCGGAAGACACGCUAUCCACAGGACGCAGUCGAGCGAGAAGGGGGAACGAGGCCGUGGCGGCAAGAAGCGCAACGGCAGCAACAACGGCAGCACGAAUGGUCCGUCGCAGCACGGCUUGGCGCCGGCGCCGGGCACGUCGAAGCGUUCGAGUCGCGGCCAACAUCCCUCGCCCACGCCGCAGCCGACAAGCUUUGCGGGCGCCCUCUCCGGUCAGCCGCCGAUGGCGAUCAAGGACUCGCCGCCGAGCAGUCCCGAGAGCACGACGGACGCCUCGAGCGGCAGCCGAGGCCGGCCGAAGGGCCGGAAAAGUGCGCCCGCCGCUGUUAACAUGGCUAAGGACACGAAAGACAUUAAAUUUUUCCAAAACGGUGUGACAGCACCUCACAUGCUGGGUAAUCAGCUGAAUCCCAACUCAAACAUGGCCCAAAAGAUGAGCGACCACCUCAACUCCGAGCUGGAGGCUCACAGCAUCUUCAACCCCAACGACAACGCCUCCAACUUGAUUGGACCUCAGUUGCACCAUCGCGUCACUCAAUCUACGAGGGCGAGUAGUACUGGUGGUUCCAGCACGGCAUCAGGUGGCAGCGGUUUGUCGUCCAUGUUAGGCGGAGGUGGCGGCAACAUUCCUCAAACGUUGGACCAACUGUUAGAGCGACAGUGGGAGCAGGGCUCCCAGUUUCUAAUGGAACAAGCCCAGCAUUUCGACAUCGCCUCAUUACUGUCGUGCCUGCACCAACUGCGAGCGGAAAACCUCCGACUGGAGGAGCACGUCAGCUCGUUGCUGCAACGACGCGACCACCUACUGGCCGUCAACGCACGUCUCGCCAUCCCGCUGACCGGUCAGCCUAACCAGCAGCCUCCCCCGCACCCGCACACAGUGAACAACAUCCAUCCGGACGUUCACAGGAGCGGCAGGCAUGGCGCCCCGUACGGUCACCAGCAGGGCGCUGGCGCCGGCGGCGGAGGAGGUGGCGGCGGUCAGCAACCGGUGGAGAAUGGACUGCCGGCCGAUCAGUACGGGCACCCGCAUCGGAGUCCGGCCAGCAACAGGCAGAGUCCGACGGUACGACAUUCGGGCGGCGGUCCGGGAUACCCCAGUAGCGGGAUGUCCGGACGGCAGAGCGCCGAGACCGGUGGACGGUCGGCACCGCGCCCCUCGCACCAACAACCGCCGCCCCAACACCUGGCCCAACAACCACCACCCCAAACCCAACAACCGUCCGCCUUCGGCCUCUACCAGCAGGCUGCGCCCCAGCAACAGAUGGUGAUCCGAAGAGAGGAGAUGCACCACCAGAGCUCGAAGCCCAGCUGAGACUUAACCAACACGGAUCCGAGCUUCAGCCUCACGAAACUGCUGAACCUACGGUAAUUCGAAACCAACCCCCCAACACCCCCUUGACUUGUAAAUACGACUCGCCAGUGUAAAUAACUCCACGGGGAAAAUGGAAAAAGUGUGAUAUAUAGAAUAAAGUAAACUAUUUUCGGUUUGUUGUGCUUUUGAUCUGUUUUUUCUUGUCGAGUUUUCGUUUCGCCGGUCCUCACGACCACUUAACAAACACACUGCCAACUUUCGGACGGAUUAUGUGGAUCCCCCGAAGGGUUUUUACGAUAAUUGUAGAUACGGUUUAUGUUUAUAAGCUUGGCGCACGCCAAAUCGACCUCUGUUUUUCUUUUUUACGACCGCUAGGUAAUUUUCAUUCGAUUUCGAUGUGUACGAUCAUAUCAAAGUACGGUUUUUCCGACGCCGUUUUUGCUCAAUUUCGGACGGCGUGUCCAAUCGUACGUGGACGCGCGUUCAGUAAUGGCUGAAUUCUGAUUUUUUAGACUGACUGUUUUUUAGACUGAAAAAUUAAUAAGAUUCGCGAUGAUUGGCAAUAAGAAAUUAUGAUUAGUUUAGACCUUGUCGUUUCAUGAUUUAUUUUUAUUUUUGAAAUUAUGGUAAACGCUCGGUUUUUGGAAGACUGUUUUUUUUGACGUAAAACGAAAUCAGCACGUGUUCCCGAGAUUCGUGCCAAAAAAUUUUUAUCGAACAUGUUCAGUGAUUACUGAAUUUUCCUCUUUAACGAUCGUUUUAUUUGGUUUGUUCUUUUAUUAGUGCCAUUUUUUGGAGAUGUUUGAUUGUUUAGGAUUUAGGCAGAGGCUAUUAAGGUAUAAAUUAACUUAGGCAUAGUUGCAAACUCAGGGACAGAUAUCGUAAAGUUACUUUAUACAUUUACAAAUGUGUAUAUUUGCCAGUAACACAGCCAUAUUUGUUAAUUUAUAGCUGAAUAAUACACUUUGUACAUAUUAAGUUAGUUUAAUGACAGUGGAUUAUUAGUGUGUACUUUUUAUUUUCAUUUAUUAGGACUUGAGUAAUGAAAUUUUUUUUGUUUACGACUAUCAGACUUUGAAAAAUAAUAAUUACCUUGUACAGUAUAGUUUUGUAUUUCGAAAAUUGAAUAAAUCCCUAUUUUUCAAAAGAUAUUUUUGGGAUUUUUUAUACUUUUAUAAAUUAGUACCUCUAAGAUUUUAGAUAAUUCGAAUCGUGCAUAACGUAGUUAUAUGUUGUAAUUAAAUACUGUAAAUUUUGUAUUAUUUUGUUUUGUUUUGUAAUAUAUACAUUUGUAGAA